AUGGCAGCUAGUCUAGAAAGUCAAUUUGUUUCGAUUUCUUGUUGUAAUUCCUUUCUAAUGAUAGUCAGUAAGAGGUCUGAGCGGGACAUCAACAUCAUGCACCAAGAAGAAGAGACCAGGCGCAUUCCAAUAGGACAAUUGGAUGGAAAUUUGGAAAUCUUCCACAGGGAGAGGUGCAUCUGCGCGCACCUCCGACAGAAGCUUUUCUUCUGUACUAGCCUGCUCUUGCAGAAGCAUGAGAUGCUAUUUCACCGCAUACUAAUCACCUGCUUUGUUUUGCAUUCGGCAAUUCUAUGGUUGCACCAGCUUACUUUUAGGUAAACAUACCCAGCACAUGAAUUUCACUUGACAAGGAGUAGAAUGAAAUACUAGGUUGUUGCCUGCCACGACCAGUAAUAAAAGUGGCAAAAUAUAACUCUGGUGAGAGUACGUGCGUGAAUUUGUGCGGAGCGAUCUACGAGGAACCACUGCGGUAUUAGUUCUUUUUCUAUCAAACUGUCCCGGUGGUCCCCGAGUCGGAGCAGUCAAAACAUAACCUGUGACUCCGUCUUGAAACGUUUCUCAAGCAUGAUGAAUUUCGGUUCACUUCUGCAAAAACGCGCCUUGCCAGUAAGACCGCAAAUCCGCGCAGGAGCUACCCAGAAAAGUGCGAAAAAACCUAAAACCACAAGGCCGAGCGGGAGCGCGUUGUCUUGAAUAUAACAUACUCUAUUGAUUGAUUGCGCUUCUACAUGAGAGCGCUUCUACAUGAGAAACUUCUCAAGUUUUCCGCCGUGUUUUGGCAUAUUAAGGUUACG
Molecule: messenger RNA, 797 nt
Organism: Amoebophrya sp. A120
Lineage: Eukaryota; Dinophyceae; Syndiniales; Amoebophryaceae
Source: the annotation of a GenBank genome assembly